AUGACUCUCUCUCAUUCUCUCUUCUUGGCUCCCUUACUCACUUUUUUUCUCUCGUUUGAUUUCUUUACGUUUUCUUUCUUUCUUUCUUUCUUUCCUUCUUUCUUUCUUUCAUUCUUUCUUUCUUUCUUUCUUUCUUUCUUUCUUUCUUUCAUUCUUUCUUUCUUUCUCCCAUUCAUUUCUUUCUUUCUUUCUUUCUUUCUUUCUUUCUUUCUUUCUUUCUUUCUUUCUUUCUUUCUUUCUUUCUUUAGUUUUCACUCUCUCAUUCUUUCUUUUUUUUUCUUUCUUUCUUUCUUUCUUUUCUUUCUUUCUUUCUUUCUUUCUCCCGUCAGAUUUCUUUUCUUUCUUUUUUACUCUCUCUCGCUUGAUUUCUUUUCUCGUAUUCAUUCUCCCUUUAGAUUCAUUUCUUUCUUUCUUUCUUUCUUUCCUUCUUUCUUUCUUUCUUUCUUUCUUUCUUUCUUUAGUUUUCACUCUCUCAUUCUUUUCUUUCUUUUUGUUUUCUUUCUUUUUUUCUUUCUUUCUUUCUUUUCUUUUCUUUCUUUCUUUCUUUUUUCUUUUCUUUUUCUCCCAUUCAUUUCUUUCUUUCUUUUUUUUUUCUUUCUUUCUUUCUUUCUUUCUUUUCUUUUCUUUCUUUUCUUUUUUUUUUUUUCUUUAGUUUUCACUCUCUCGUUUGAUUUCUUUCUCGUUUUCUUUCUCCCGUUAGAUUCUUUCUUUCUUUCUUUCUUUCUUUCUUUCUUUCUUUCUUUCUUUCUUUCUUUCUUUCUCAAACUCGGUUUCUCGUUUCGGUCUAAAUACACGGAAACCAUUAUCUAUUUCAUGUUUCUGUGUAUAUUUCUGUCUGUUCAUAUCUAUCUAUCUAUCUAUCUAUCUAUCUAUCUCAGUCUGCUCAUCUCGAUCUAUUUCAGUCUGCUCAUAUCUAUCUAUCUAUCUAUCUAUCUAUCUAUCUAUCGUAGAGGAUUAAUAUCUAUCUAUCUAUCUAUCUAUCUAUCUUAA
Molecule: messenger RNA, 990 nt
Organism: Acanthosepion pharaonis
Lineage: Eukaryota; Metazoa; Mollusca; Cephalopoda; Sepiida; Sepiidae
Source: the annotation of a GenBank genome assembly